Messenger RNA from Candidula unifasciata, 888 nucleotides. Lineage: Eukaryota; Metazoa; Mollusca; Gastropoda; Stylommatophora; Geomitridae. The record is from the annotation of a GenBank genome assembly.
AUGGAUGGGGUGAAGUUUGACUUCAGUGGAUUUACCAGGAAGUACACAGUGGAUGAAGUGGCCCAAGUUUCAGAAGAGGAGAAGCUAACAUGGGCGUUUGCUGGAUUAAGCAAGAGCAUUGAGAACAUUCCAAUCAUCAUCGCUGACAGCAGCAACCCAUCUUCUCUGGAGGAGAUGGUUAAACAAGGCAGAGUUGUGCCAAACUGUGUCAGCCCAAAUCAAUUUUAUGGGGAACCUGUGGUUAAGGCAUGCAUCGAGGCAGGUACUCAUCACCUGGACAUCAGUGGAGAACCACAGUACUUGGAGAAGAUGCAGCUGUUGUAUAACGCUAAAGUCAAGGAACACAGUGUGUUUGUGAUUGCUGCUACUGGCUUCGACAGCAUCCUUACAGAAACUGGGAUUCUUUACACACAAAAACAAUUUAAAGAUAGAGAGAUGGCCAGUAUUGAGAGCUUUAUGAUAAGAAACAGUAGGCCUGAAGGUGUCACAAUCAUCACUGGCACCUUUGAGUCAACAGUGCGUGGGUUUGCACACAUGAAAGUGCUGAGGCCACUGCGACAAGCACUGUUUCCUGAUCCCCUACCCAAAUAUGAGACAGUCCUUGAGCUGUUGGCCACUGGCAGAAUUAAAAAACCUAUUGAGUUCAGUCCAUUCUUCUGUGUUGACAGCCUGCUGCAGGUGGUGGGACUGGUUACCUUCUUGGUCAUGUCACUGUUGCUGAAGUACCCGCUUGUUUUCUCACUGCGACUUUUCAAGAAAGGGGGACAGACACAAAAACAGAUGAAGGUCUGCAGUUUUAGGAUGAUAUGUGUUGGCUGCGACAAAGCAGAGUGUGAGAGGUCUGGUAUGAAACCAACUGCCCCUGCUGAAUACCUCAUGGAGGACUGA